CGACGAUGGCGGAGAAGACGAACGCGAAUAUGCUCUUUGCGAACUUCAACCAAGACUUCUCCUGCAUCUCCGUCGGCACGCGGAAGGGCUACCAGAUCACGAACUGCGACCCGUUUGGACGCGUAUAUACGCAGAAUGACGGUGCUCGAGGAAUCGUCGAAAUGCUGUUCUGCACGUCCCUCAUCGCACUCGUGGGUGCGGCAGACCAGCCCCAAUCGAGCCCCCGGAAGCUGCAGAUCGUGAAUACGAAGAGGCAAUCCAUGAUCUGCGAGCUUCUCUUCCCCUCUUCCAUCCUUGCCGUCAAGCUCAACCGCAAGACCCUCGUUAUUGUCCUCGAGAACGAGAUCUACAUCUACGACAUUUCUAAUAUGCGACUACUUCAUGUGAUAGAGACGACGCCGAACCCUGAAGCGAUUGUUGCACUCUCGCCUUCCGCGGAGGCGUCCUACCUUGCCUAUCCUUCUCCGCUACCAUCUCCAUCCGCCCCUUCCACAUCCACGCCCACACCCUCGACUUCGCAAACACCAAGCUCUGGCGAUGUCCUCCUCUUCCACACCCGCACCCUUACUGUUGCGAAUGUUAUUGCGGCGCACAAGGCCCCCAUUGCGGCACUCGCCAUAAACUCGACGGGCACGCUGCUCGCGACCGCGUCCGAGAAGGGCACCGUCAUCCGCGUGUGGGGCAUCCCGAACGGGGAGCGCCUAUACCAGUUCCGCCGCGGCGCGCGCGAGGCGCGGAUAUGGUCCAUGAACUUCAAUGUCGUGGGUAGCUUGUUGGUCGCCGCCUCGGGGCACGGCACUGUGCAUGUCUUCCGGGUGGGCGGGCAGCAGGGGCAAGGGCAGGGGUCUAGCAGUGCAGGACGCGCGGCGAGCAGCCCGCCGGCGUCAAUUGACAGCCGGGAGGGCGUCCCGGCUAUGGAUGGAGGGUACGAUGCUUCGUCGCUAAGGCGGAAGAGCCUGCAGAUGACGAAGAGCAUCUCGCAUUCGGUGGGCGGAUAUUUGCCGGGGGCGCUCACGGAGAUGUGGGAGCCCCAGCGGGACUUUGCGUGGUUGAGGCUGCCUGGCGGGGGUGGGGUGAGAUGCGUGGCUGCGAUUAGUGGAACAAUGCCGCACGUCAUGGUCAUAUCCUCAGAAGGAUACUUCUACUCGUACAGCAUCGACCUCGAGAACGGCGGCGAAUGUACAUUGAUGAAACAGUACAGCUUGCUGGACACGAGUGAUGGGGACAGCGCAACGCUGGCGGAAUGAGGCGGCUAUCGCCCUGGGCAGGGGCUGCUACUCUGCGUUGCUGAUUCUGGUGGGAGGCGGUGGGCUGGGGAGAAGGGGUAUGCACUGGUUAUCAUCGCCUCGGGUGCUUUUCCUUUGUUACCCCGCAAGGUGGUGGGACACUGGUGCGAGAGGAUAUCUGACGACCGAACGAAUUGUUACGAGCAUGAUGAGAGGAAUGGGGAGGACGAGUAUGCUAGUCUACCGUAGGCAUUGGUCAAUGCAAGGACGUGGGGAUGGAACGUCAAGUCGACUGUACAUAUACGUAUUCGCUUUUGUCUCCCUAAUGCGAUUGUACCGGCUUUC
Schizophyllum commune H4-8 is the source of this 1571-nucleotide messenger RNA. RefSeq names its product WD40 repeat-like protein. NCBI's taxonomy places the organism in Eukaryota, Fungi, Basidiomycota, Agaricomycetes, Agaricales, Schizophyllaceae. Gene Ontology annotation, cellular component: cytosol; extrinsic component of membrane; phagophore assembly site membrane. The transcript has 8 exons. The coding region runs from base 6 to 1247 and encodes 413 amino acids. The record is from RefSeq and is a predicted model, not a curated record. Gene Ontology annotation, biological process: protein localization to phagophore assembly site; autophagy of mitochondrion; protein lipidation. Gene Ontology annotation, molecular function: phosphatidylinositol-3-phosphate binding; phosphatidylinositol-3,5-bisphosphate binding; protein binding.